AUGCGCCACCCCGAGUUUGGAAAGAAACAGAUACUCACGCAGGCAGGAGAUGAUCUGGGUCGGGGACUCAACGAUUGUAGACCGAUAUCGCUCGAUCCACUUUCAGACCGCACAAUCAUUGAUGUACGCGAAUGGAUGAAGAAGUGUGAAGACGAACGGGACGGUAGUCACAAGAUCUGCUCGUUGAGCGAGGACGCGUUUGUUCCCACCCGCGUCAUCAAGAUAAUUGCUUCUGAACAAGGGCUGCAUUUGAGGCUCAUUCGGGGAAAAGAUAUAGAGGAGCAUGACACCUCAGGAUUUAUGGCCCUCAGCUAUUGCUGGGGUGGAGAUCAACCGAAGCAGUUGAUGCGAAACAAUCUUGAUUCCUACAAGACGGAUAUUCCUUGGAAAACUCUGCCGAAAACACUUCAGGAUGCCGCAACAACAGCUCAGGCGCUGGGAUUUCACUAUGUCUGGGUCGAUUCGAUGUGCAUCAUACAGGACAGCGAAGAGGACAAGGCGGUAGAAAUCAGUCAGAUGACGCAGGUCUAUGCUCAUGCAAGAUUGACCGUCAUGGCUAGAAGAGGCGGAAGAGUGACUGAUGGCUUCUUGCAUUCCAGGGCGCUCCCAUCUGGAACCAGUUCGAUCAAGCUUCAGACCAACGAUGGCCAAACACAACGGAUCAUUCUGACAUUCCGAGCUGCGUUGGAAGAGGAGGAGAAUCUUGCCUUGAACACACGAGGAUGGACCAUGCAAGAACACAUUCUUUCCCGCCACCUGCUCAUCAUUGGAACUUGGGUAACAGAGUAG
Messenger RNA from Alternaria atra, 789 nucleotides. RefSeq lists its product as uncharacterized. The record is from RefSeq and is a predicted model, not a curated record. NCBI's taxonomy places the organism in Eukaryota, Fungi, Ascomycota, Dothideomycetes, Pleosporales, Pleosporaceae. The transcript has a single exon. Bases 1 to 789 code for a protein of 262 amino acids.